Molecule: messenger RNA, 1050 nt
Organism: Aspergillus tanneri
Lineage: Eukaryota; Fungi; Ascomycota; Eurotiomycetes; Eurotiales; Aspergillaceae
Product: FAD-dependent oxidoreductase
Exons: 3
Coding region: 1-1050 (349 amino acids)
Molecular function (GO): D-amino-acid oxidase activity; FAD binding
Source: RefSeq, a predicted model, not a curated record
AUGGGGAACGACACACCCUUCGCGCAGCGCCCUGUCAUCAUUUUAGGCGCUGGGAUUAUCGGCUGUGCUACAGCACGACAGCUACUUCUCAAUGGCUUUCGUGUUAUACUGGUAGCGGAGUAUUUACCUGGCGAUCAGAACAUCUUCUAUGCAUCCGCUUGGGCCGGAGCUGCAUGGCAUGCAGCUGGCGGCAUCUGUCCCGAAUAUCAAUACCUCCAGGCUGUUACUCACCGUCAUCUGCUCAUGAUGGCCCAGGAGGAUCUGGAAUCUGGGGUCUGUAUUGUUGAUUCCCGCGAAUACCUCGAGCAGCCCCCUUCCAGUUCCUCUCUCUGGGGGAAGAACGUGGUGUCCAAGUUUCGAGAGUUGGGCCCUGACGAAUACCCCUCCAAUUUUAGUUGUGGGUGGGCCUUUGACUCUCUUGUUACAGAUCCUACACGACAUAUGCCAUAUCUUGGCAAGAAGAUCACGUCGCUUGGUGGUCAUUUUAUCCGGAAGCGAGUCGAAUCUCUGCAGGAGCUAUACACCAUGUUCCCUGAGUCGUAUAUCUUUAUCAAUGCCAGUGGACUGGGCAGCAAGUCACUCACUGAUGUCCAGGACGACAAGUGUUUCCCUGAACGAGGUCAAAAUGUGUUCUUGCGGACGGGCAACUGCAAAACAAUGUACUUCCGCAACGGCAAAGAAUAUACUUACAUUAUUCCCCGACCACUAUCCAACGGCCUUGUACUAGGAGGGGUCAAGGAAAGGGAUAAUGUUUCUCCUGAAGUAGACAUGGAAAUUGCUCGAGAUGAAAUCGCGCGUGCCCAUCGUCUUGCCCCCGAUAUUAUCCCGGAGAAUCCCAGUGAAGAUGCACUCAGCUAUAUUGUUGGUAUCCGUCCCUCGAGGCAAGGCGGAUUUCGUCUGGAUUCCGAGCAAAUCGGCAGUCGUAUAAUCCUAUCUGCCUAUGGCUUUGGUGGAGGUGGAUAUGCCUUUUCGUAUGGUGUAGCCGACGCUCUUACGAAGAUGGUUGAAAAGGCGGAAUGUGAGAAUGUGAUUCUUCAAGCUGGUUCUUGA